AUGCUGCAGCAGCUGCAGCAGAAGCCGGCCGACGCCACCGAUGCUGUGCUAUACUGUGCUGUGCUGUGCUGCGGUUGCUUCAUCAACUCGCCCUCUUUACUUUCUGUAGAUGCUGCGCUGUGCUGUGCUGUACUGUGGCUGUUUCAUCUACUUCCUGUAGAUGCUGUGCUAUGCUGUGCUGCGCUGUGCUGUGGUUGUUUCAUCUACUCGUCCUCUUUACUUUCUGUAGAUGCUGCACUAUGCUGUGCUGUGCUGUGCCGUGGUUGUUUCAUCUACUUGUCUUCCUUACUUUCUGUAGAUGCUGUGCUAUGCUGUGGCUGUUUCAUCAACUCAUCCGCUUUACUUUCUGUAGAUGUUGUGCUGUGCUGUGCUAUGCUGUGCUGUGCUGUGCUGUGCUGUGCUGUGCUGUGGCUGUUUCAUUUUCUCAUCAUCUUUACUUUCUGUAGAUGA
Macrobrachium nipponense is the source of this 450-nucleotide messenger RNA. RefSeq names its product keratin-associated protein 10-5-like. Bases 1 to 450 code for a protein of 149 amino acids. The record is from RefSeq and is a predicted model, not a curated record. Lineage: Eukaryota; Metazoa; Arthropoda; Malacostraca; Decapoda; Palaemonidae. The transcript has a single exon.